AUGAGCGCGAUAGGUCCCACACUUCCACCCCAUCUACAACACCUUUAUCAACGCGCCGAAGAGCCCAAUAAUCCGGAUGAAGACGAAUCUGAAGAUGACUAUACCCCUGCGCUACCGCCUGACAUGAUUCCUUCCACUUCGUCGAAACCUGCUGCUUCACCUGUCUCCUCAUCUGCGACCUCCAAGCCCUACUCAAGACCAUCACUUGCUGUAUCAUAUAAUUUGGACUCUGAUGAUGAUGAUGAUGAUGAUGACAUUGGACCAAGACCACUACCUUCUAAUGCGGUUUUGCCAACUGUUGACCCUGUAGCAGAGUUCAUUGCAAAGGAAGAACGGAGAAAGGAACGGAUUAGAGAAGAAGAAGAAGAAAAGAAAAAAGGACCAAAGCGAGAAGAAUGGAUGUUGGUCCCGCCCAGUAAAGGGGACCUACUAGCAAACCUUGAUCCUUCGAAACUUACAAGACCGCGGCAAUUCGCUCGUACAACGCCUGCCUCCGCUUCCAACAGCAAAUCUUCCGGAGUAGGUAACUUAUGGACCGAAACACCUGCUGAGCGCCAACAACGUCUUACCGACGAAGUCAUGGGCAAGAAGCGGCCAGCGACAAGGGUUGCGGCAGAGGAAGAAAGUUUAGAGAGCAAGAGACGAAGAUUGGCAGAGGAAGAUGUGCGGAAAGGAGUACAAGAGCAUACACGGAAAAUGAGAGGCGCUGCGUUGAUUGAAUCGCAUAUUGAGAAAGAGUCGGACGAAAGGAGAGCAAAAGGAGAAAAAUUUGGCGCAGAAGACGAAAAGGACCUGGGGAUUUGGGAUCAUGGUCGUGAUAUGGCGGUGUCGGGGCGGAUAAUGGAUGAUUCAAAGCGGAAUAAGAUGAUUAGAGAUGCCAAGAGCUUGGGUGAUCGUUUUGGUAGUGGGAAUAGCGGCGGGUUUUUGUGA
Molecule: messenger RNA, 930 nt
Organism: Lentinula edodes (shiitake mushroom)
Lineage: Eukaryota; Fungi; Basidiomycota; Agaricomycetes; Agaricales; Omphalotaceae
Exons: 2
Coding region: 1-930 (309 amino acids)
Source: RefSeq, a predicted model, not a curated record